GGGUUGAGGAAGCAUAAUAGACAUUUAGACAAAUAUAAAUAAAUGUAUUGAAUAGAAUAUUGUUUAUCUCCUAAGAUAAUAAAAAACAAUGAAAACAAAAACGCACAAUUAGCUGUUAUGAGUCAAGUGUCUUGUUAGCCUACUUUGUUAAAUUAUAUAAAAUGAAUUUAAAUGCAGAUAUAUCAAGUGCACUCCAACUGCUGGAAGAUAUCAAGCAAGGGGUCGGGGAUCUAGGUGACCCUAAGCUGCAGAUGAACACUUACCAAGAUCUAAAAGCCUUAUUAUCAAUAUUGGAAAAUCCUGUAUUUAGGAGUAUUGUCACAGUUCAAGACUCAUUAAGUGAAUUAAACCAACAAUUAAUACAGCAUCCCUCAAUAUUGCCAGUAGAUUUUGAUAUAACUUCAGGGGGUGACCUAGUUCUAAAUGUCCCACCAGCAGGAGAACUGUAUGACUCUGACUAUAAUGCUUUUGGUAAUAGAGACUAUGAUGAACAAAGAGUGCCUUCUGCACCAAUUUCUCCGAAUUCACCCCAAACUUCAGCUUUUACUGCAUCAAAUAAUAAGUUACUUUCUUUACUCAAUAGUCAAAAACUCAAUGGAGCAAUAAAUCAAGAGGCUUUAAGACUAUUGGGUGAAACUGGUUUUAAUGCACAUGAAGAGGACUUGAUCCACAGGUCACCUUCAGUGGGGAGUGAUACAUCAAAGACAGGAUCAGACAGCCUGCCAAAUAGUGAAUGGUCUCAAGUGGAAAGCAUAGAUUUAAUAAAUGAUGGCACUGGGUUGGGUUUUGGUAUAGUGGGUAUGAGAAAUAUGGGGGUUGUAGUAAAAACAAUUUUACCAGAAGGUGUAGCUGACAGGGAUGGAAGGUUGCAGAGUGGUGAUCAUAUUUUACAGAUUGGAGAAGUAAACCUUCAUGAAAUGGGUUCUGAGCAAGUUGCAAUGGUUUUGAGGCAAUCUGGUACACAUGUACGGUUAAUUGUAGCCCGCCCUAUUGAAUGGUCUUCUCCAGAUUUUAAAUAUCUGGGAAGUUCUGCUCCCAUAGUGCCUACUAAACUUUUACAUGACGCGACUGAGCUUGAUCGAUAUCUAAUUCAGCAUAAGUACCCACCUGUGUUCCGACAAAAUAGCGACGUAUUACCCACAGAUCUGGCUAAAUCUUACGGAUUAUCUCGAAUUCCUGCAUCACCUUCACUUCCCUUGUUGAACCUUGAUGUAUCUGUAAAAAUGCCUGAGAUGGAGAAAUUUGUUGUUGAGCUUCAAAAAGACACCAAUGGCUUAGGUAUUACUAUAGCAGGUUACGUCUGCGAGAAAGAAGAAUUAUCAGGUAUUUUUGUAAAAAGCGUUAGCAAGAAUAGCGCUGCAGACAUGAGUGGAAAAAUCAAGGUCAAUGAUAGAAUUGUCGAAGUAGACGGACAAAGCCUGCAAGGAUUCUCCAAUAAACAGGCCGUUGAGGUGCUGCGAAAUUGCGGAAAUGUAGUAAAACUGUGUUUAGAAAGGUAUCUCCAUGGACCAAAAUAUGAGCAGCUUCAGCAAGCCAUUGCAGCUAGUGAAAUGAAGCCACCAUCGCCGAUAAUUUCAACACGAUAUCACAAAGAAGAGGAAGGAAGUCUUUCUAAUGCAACCAGUGAGCUCUUUUGUGAGUAUAUUAAUAAAGAUAACUCUCUAGUGCUCUCUGAUGAAGAGCUGAAAGAGAAAUGGUCUAUGGUUUUGGGACCUGAUGUCCAAAUUGUGAUCGCUAGAAUAAAAAAGUUUGGAGACCGAGGAGGUUUGGGAAUAAGUCUCGAAGGCACCGUAGACGUUGAAGAGGGCCGUGAAGUCAGACCUCACCAUUAUAUCCGUUCCAUUUUGCUUGAAGGUCCUGUCGGCAAAAAUGGUACUCUUAAAUCUGGAGACGAGUUGCUUGAAGUGAAUGGUCAUCAGCUAUUGGGAAUGAAUCACCAUGAAGUAGUCAGCAUUCUCAAAGACCUACCUCUAGAUGUCUGCAUGGUCUGUGGUAGGAGCCCAAACAACAUAUUUAAAGAAGAAACAUACGAAACUUAUCCAGAACGGAGUGUGCUAACACGCAGCCUUAAUAAUCUUCUUCCAGCUUGUGAUAGGUUAGUUAAAGCCAAAUCUGACGGAUCCCUUGCUAGUAGCAUAGCUGUAGCUGGUUCCUCUGAAGUAUCUUUUUCAAAAAUGAAAUCCAGAAGCCUAGAACCUCUCACAGGGUUAGCUAUGUGGAGCUCGGAUCCUCAAAUUAUUGAGCUAGUGAAAGGUGAGCGUGGUCUAGGCUUCUCGAUCCUAGAUUAUCAAGACCCCAUAGACCCUAAUGAUACAGUUAUAGUUAUAAGAAGUUUGGUGCCUGGUGGGGUAGCGCAACUCGAUGGUAGACUGAUCCCGGGUGAUCGUUUGUUGUUUGUUAAUGACACAGUGUUAGAAAACGCUACUUUAGAUCAAGCGGUACAAGCUUUAAAAGGCGCACCCAAGGGCGUAGUCAGGAUAGGCGUCGCAAAACCCUUGCCUAUUCCAGAUAACGUGGCUCAUGGAUCCCUGAUCGAUGUAGAUCCUGAAAGGUUUCUGAUUUCAAAUAGUUCAUUUAAGUAACACCGAGAUACGUUGUAUUCAUUUAAAUACUCCAUUUUACAUUUUUUUUUAUAUGUAUAGUCAAUUUUAGUUUAAGAUUGAUGGGAGAAACAAACCUGCAUGUUUAAGAAAACUUUAUAUACCUAUUUAUGACUCUUUUAAAGAAAUAAUCUUUGGGAUCUGAUAACAAAUAUAUCAAAUAUUAUUUUUACAAUUUUGUUUCUGCCUUCACACCUCCACACAUCAUUAUUAUAAAUCAUAUUCACAUCCUAUUUUGGACAAAUAGUUACAUUAUUAAAACAAUUUUCCAGUUUUAUGCAUAUUUAUCAAUUAGGUUUAGUAAUUAUUAUUUUCUAGCAAUUAUUAUUCUUUUUAAAAGUGCUAGGAAAAUGGGCAAUAAUUGUUUGAAAAUCAGCAUUUCCUUUCGGCCAAUAAUAUAACCCUUUUAAGUACGUCUCUAGUUAGAAAAGACUAUACCAGCUGUAUUGCGCUUGUUCUAUUCUACAACCUCACUUUAAUAGCUUGGUGGUUCUUUCGAAUAUUUAGGUAAUAGCAGGUAGUUAGGGCUCUCAUCAAUCAAAAUGUGCAUUUUUUUUUGUUUAUUACCAUUAAUUAGUAAUAUGUAUUAUCAACACUCACAAGUAUUUAUAUAGGUUAGUAUGGCAAUAAUAUAUAAAGUUAAAAAUGCAAUCAAUAAUACUUUAGACUUAAAGAAUAUUGUCAUCUUUAAAAAUUACAGGUAUUGAUUUAAGAGAAAUAGACAUAGAUUUGAAGGAAGAUUCUAUUAUAUUAAAUCCUAAUUUUCUGCAUGCCUCCCAAAGUUUGGUACACUUCAAAAAUUGCAAUCUUAUACUACUAAAACAUGUUUGACUGCUGAACUUCUUUUCCUUACAUUUUGCUAGAAACUCCGACAUACUAGAAGCAACUUAAGCCUUAUUAUUUGACACUAUUUCUUUUACUAUUAUGCAUAUUUUGAGAUUACUUGUGUAUACUGCAACUUGUUUGUAACGUUUCAAGGAAACAUUAAAACGGGAAAGUUAAUGGAAUUAUUUUAUUUACAUCUAAUAUUGUUUUACUAUUGUGCUCUUUCAUUCCAAAGAUUAAUUUAUUGACUUUAUGCAGUUAAUUAUAUUGAAUUUUAGUUCAUUGAAUCUCUGGCCUUAAAUACUAAACCUUAGAAACUUAAGAGCCUUAAGAACUAAAAUAAAAUCCUCUUUUAAACCUAUAAUAUUUUGAGUUAAAUUAUAUAUUUGUAUAUUUUUAGAUGGUUAUAUAACUGAUAGUGUAAAAGUAAUGACUUAAUAAUUAUGGCUGUUUUUUAAAAAAUUAGUUAAUUAUAAGUUAUAUAACACCGGUCGAAAGUUUCGGGUUCGGAUUUAUUUAAAAAAUUUAUUUAGUAAAGGUAAAAAACCGUAUGGAAAUUUAUUCAUAUUUAUUUUCUGGUAAAGGGUUAAACUUAAAAUCAUUCACACUGUAAGUGAAGCUGGCAGCUUGAACUAGUAGGAAAUAUUUUGCCUUCUUAAAAUAAUUAUAUAUUUAAUAGAAAAAAUAGAUUAAUAUUUAGCAAAGACAGGUAAAAAAAAAUAAGCGUUUAUAGAUAAUAUUCCUAAUAAUAAUAGUAUCGAUAUCAUAUAAAUAGUGAGAUAGAUUAAUUAUUACUGUCAACUGUCACUGCCCUAAAUAAAUCUAAAGUCAAUCUAUUACAUAGGUGACUUUACUAUUUAAACUUAAGUUUUCCUGCAUAAAUAUUUGGUUUAAGAAUUUUAAAAUUGGUUUAUUCUGGAGUAUUAAGAUAAAAAUGCUCACCUUGAGAGUGAGACCUUUGUUUUUUAAAUUUUACAUCUAAAAUAUUUGAUUGAUUAAAUAUUAUACACGCAUUCUUUGAUUCACUUAGUUCCCUCGUCAUUAUGCGUGAUCUUGUUAUGCCAGUCACUAUAUUUAACACUUUGGUUGACAAGUGUUGGUUAGUUUUUACUGACGUAGAUAAGUAGUGUUUUAUUUUCGUUGGUUGGCGUUAGUCCUUGUCACAUUAAAUAUAAAAAUUAACGGUUUUUGCUUUUAAUCUUUUUAUACUUCCCCUAUUGGUUUAGGAACGUACAUAAUAUUCAUGCUAAAUUACUAAUUUCUAUUAAAGUUUGAAUCAAAAAUAGCGGUGGACGCGCGUCUGAAUUUUUUUAGAAGCAAAGAAUUUUUUUUUUAAUGAAAACAUAGAAACAGAAAAAAGAAUAAUUUAAAAUUUAGACAAAAACAGUUAUUAUGAAAUUGAAAAAUAUAGUCUGUCGUAACAAAUCUACAUUUUUAUCUACAUUUAAAAUCCUCAAAAUAUCCUUCUUCAUAAGAUGUGCCUCCGCCUUUUAAACUUAUAUAUAAAUAUAUAUACAUACUUAAUUGUAUAUAUACUCUUUGAACGAAAUCUACUUAAAUGUGGUUAUACUGUUAAAGAUAUAUUGUUAAUAUUAGAAUUUUAAUUAGAGAAAUAGUCUUGUCUUAUAGCUAAUUGACUGCUAUAAUUAAGGGUUUGUUUAAAUCUUGUUUAAUUAGUUAAAAAAAAUACUAAAAGCCAUUGACAAAGAGUGAUGUGGUAUAAAAGACUUUAAAAUCGCCUAUUCGUUGUUUCAAUUCUUUAAGAAAAUUUUAAUACAAACAUAGUAGGAUUUUUCUGAGAAAGGAAAUGGGGUGUCUUAUCUAAAUACACCAUUUGAGAAAUAAGUAUUAGUAACUUAACAAUGAUAUUUUAUAAAUUACAAUCCUUAUCAAGAAAUGCUAAUGGAAGUAAAAAAAGUAUAUAUUUAACCAACUGUAGGUAAUCUUAAACUACUCUACUUAGUGAUAUAGUUGGGCCAAUUUUAUAUAUCAACUCUGUAAGCAAAUUUUGUAUAGGUAGGCAUAUAGCAUUACAUAAAAAUAAUAUAGCAUAUUAAUAUUUUAGAGAUCGCUUCCAAUGCCCCUUUUCCUUGUGCAAGAUUUACAAUUAUCAGUUUUAAUAUUUAGGUGAAAUUUAUGUUUUAAAUCUCAUUUAUUUAUUACAUCGCAUACUGCAUUUUAUAUUUUUAUCGAUUAUUUCCUUAUCGCGAAUUUGUGAUAAAAUGAUAAUAGAAAUAAAAAGCUAUAUAAAAACAUGUUGUUGUUAAUACAAAACUCUUAGCAAUAAACAUUUGUAUAAAUUUACUUGAAUAAAUACAUUCUUAAGGUUU
Molecule: messenger RNA, 5755 nt
Organism: Anthonomus grandis grandis
Lineage: Eukaryota; Metazoa; Arthropoda; Insecta; Coleoptera; Curculionidae
Product: patj homolog
Exons: 4
Coding region: 162-2582 (806 amino acids)
Molecular function (GO): protein binding
Source: RefSeq, a predicted model, not a curated record